UAAUUUCGUCAAGGGGUACGGUAGACUGGAUCGAAACCUUAUAUGAAUAACAAAGCAUAAAAAAAUAUCGAUUUUGAGUCGACAACAUAUAUCCGCAAAAUUCGGAUAAUAGAGAAUUUCAUUAAAUUCCGAUGGCACUGACAAACAAUUUCAAACAAACCGCUGUCGCCAUCUUUAGUAGUUCACUAUCCACUCACUACUCACUGUGCGAUCAGCGCCAAAACCUUACUACCUCUUUGCUGGGUUGUCAUCGAUCCAUAAAUAAAUGCGUUUCGCGAUUUUUAUGAUACACUCUUUGUUAAGUGUUUUUUCUUUUAACCUUAUAUUGGCCGAUUCAACCACAGAAAAAGAAUAUUAGCCAUAACCAUAAAAGUUGAAGUUCAAAUGUCAAUGUCAUUUAGUUUCGCACAGUGAUAAAUUCCAGUGACAUGCAAUUUUUGUAAUGGCAAAAUAUUUGUAAGAAACUGCAAACAAAUUCAAAUGUGUAGUCGAUGUGUGGAAUGCGACAACAUUAUACUCGAUAAUUUCAAUUAUUGCGAGUGUUGUGGCUUAGAAAGAAUUAGGCAGUUAAGAAUAAACAAGGCUCGGGCACUAUCAAACCUUUUUCCUAAAAAGCAAAAAGCUGCUUCUGCUGCAUCACAAGAUUUAUUUGAUGACUUUCAGGUUGAUAACGAAGAGUUGACGCUAAUCGAGGAUUCAUUGAUGAUUGAUGAUGCUUCUUCGGACAACAAGAAAAAACAGCAACUGUCAGUCAGCAGUGAUGAUGCUUCUUCGAACAACAAGGAAAAACAGCUGCUGUCAGUCAGCAGUGAUUUUAUUUCUUUAGAAGAAGAAGAGAAAGAAAACAUAUCAAAUGGCGGGCAAACCCCCAAAAAAACGUAAAUAUUCAAGCAGGUUUAGUACAGAAUAUCAGCCCCCCAGGACUAACUAUUUAUAUUUAGUACUUUCAAAUAACACCAUUCAAGUAUCAGUACAUUCAGUUGGUUCUAUGAUUUAUGAAUGUGUUCAAUGUCAAGCACUUCCUUUUUUAAGUGAAAAAAUUAAAAAUCAUUUUAAAAAUUGUUGUCAUAAUGGGAAGGUAUACAUAGAUCCAGAAAUAUUAUUAGAUUAUACAAAGGCAAUACGUCUGAUGCUAAUCAUUUUAAGGUUAAUAUAAGACUAUAUAAUUCAGCAUUUGCAAUGGCAUCCAUUAAUUAAAACUUGAACACAUUCCCUCCAGGAUUUUUCACUUAUAGGGUACAAGGACAAAUUUAUAUAAAAACUGGAUCUAUGGUUCCGUUGCAAGAUCAUAAACCACAAUACAACCAAUUGUAUAUAAUUGAAGAUGAAGCAGCCUUAAAUGAAAGAUUAUCUGAUUCUAGAAAUAACAUAUGUAAAAGCAAUAUAAUGAGGUCCUUACAAACAAUGCUCAAUGAAUUCAAUCCUUUUGUCAAAGUAUACAAAAAGGUGGCUGCAAUUUUAGCAGAAGAGGA
Molecule: messenger RNA, 1472 nt
Organism: Ostrinia nubilalis (European corn borer)
Lineage: Eukaryota; Metazoa; Arthropoda; Insecta; Lepidoptera; Crambidae
Exons: 3
Coding region: 481-882 (133 amino acids)
Source: RefSeq, a predicted model, not a curated record